AUGCCUGCGUCCUCCCAUGAUAGGGGUGUCAUGCCUCAUGCAUCUUCUAAUGAGACUAUCUGCCGUCAGUAUUUGACGCCUGAGGAGGCAGAUCAAAUUCACCAGCAAUUUCACGAUCCCAAUUUCAGCCAAACCAGGCAGGUCCUAUGGACUGGAGUAGAGCGGGGACUGGCAGAACAGUGGGCUGAUCAACGCGGAAUGCAAACAUUGACGAUGGCCAUGGGAUGUCUGAUGCAGCCUGAGCAUCCUUCCUGUUUAAGAACCAAAAAAUCGAACGACGCAUGGAGUCGGUACGUGAAAGGGGCUUCGGCGAUCUUUGCUCACUACGCGGCACAAGGUCAAGCAAUUACGGUGCUCUCACCACCCCCUCCAGAUCGUUUUCAUCCCUCCGGAUGGACCAAUUUCCAAAUCAUCGAAGAACCCAUUUUGAAAGGGCAAUUUGGGGGUUCUCCCGUGGGGCGGAUUGAAUUGGUCCAUCCGGGAGUUCCAGGAGCAGAGGACUUCCGGUACGAAUUGUGGCCUACCGAUAGGGGGUUGUCAUGGAUGGAAAAGUUUGGUAAGGUUCCGGUCAAAAAGGUAGCCUGGAGACAGGUCACGUUGCGUCUGUAUCGACCGUCGGGGUUAAAUUCUCAAGAAUUCAUGAGAUAUUGCGACACUUGCUCUGACAAGAUAGCGCUGCAAUCGAGCGAUGGAAAGAAGUUGCUUAGUAUUCUCAGUGAGCUAUCUCGCAUUGAAGAUCGAGAAAUGGUGGCAGUCAGAAAGCAAAUAACACAGACGCCAGCAAUGCCACGUCAAAAGGAGGCGAAGAAAAAACCAAUACCUUUGGCAGUAACUGGGGAAUUCAUGGUGUCGAUCACCUCGGCAAAGAAGAAGGAGAAGAAGAGUCAAGCCAAAAAGAGCAAGAAGCCAGAGCCGGCAGCUAGGAAAGUUGCAGGAAAAGGGACGAAAGCGACCGUUAACAAGGUGACCAAGACAAAGGCAGGAGCUAAGAAGGCGGCAAAGAUGGUGAUUAACAAGGCGACUCCUACCAGAGACCUAAUCGAAAUGAGGCAGAAUGAACACGAGAGAAAGAAAAAGAAACCCAAGACGAAGACAAACAAUGCCAAGGCUGGAAAGCUCUGA
Messenger RNA from Exophiala oligosperma, 1122 nucleotides. RefSeq lists its product as uncharacterized. The record is from RefSeq and is a predicted model, not a curated record. Lineage: Eukaryota; Fungi; Ascomycota; Eurotiomycetes; Chaetothyriales; Herpotrichiellaceae. Bases 1 to 1122 code for a protein of 373 amino acids. The transcript has a single exon.